AUGCAGUGCUACACCGAGCUCGUUCCCCCGACGCUGGUGACCUGCUCCGUGUCGCUUCCCUUCACCUCGGCCAAGACCGAAAACCUCAUCGUCUCCAAGGGCUCGCUGCUUCAGAUCUUCGCCGUCAAGACUGUGUCCACCGAGAUCGACACGUCGCAGAUCCAGGCCAAGUCGUCGAGCAAGGCUGGCGAGACCUAUGACAGGCGCAUCAACGACGACGAUGGUCUCGAAUCCGCUUUCCUCGGGGGCGAUGGCAUGCUCAUGCGCGCCGACCGCACAACCAACACACGUCUCGUUCUCGUUGCCGAAUACCCUGUCCACGGCGUCAUCGCAGGCCUGGCGCGCGUCAAGAUCCAGAGCUCCAGGUCAGGCGGCGAGGCUCUGCUCGUCCACAGUCGCACGGCGCGGUUGAGUCUCCUGCAGUGGGACCCCGAGAAGCACGGCGUCGAGGACGUUUCCAUUCACUUUUACGAGAAGGAGGAGUGGCAGGGUGGACGGCCGCGGCCGGAAGAGGAGCCGCCAGCAGCUGCGGCCGUCAAUGGAACUAGCAGCAGCAGCAGCAGCGUAGCACCUGUACCAUACACUCCCUCCUUCGUCCUCGCGCUGCCCCAGCUUGAUCCUGAGAUCCUUCACCCUGUGCACUUCGCCUUCUUGCAUGAGUACCGCGAGCCCACCCUCGGCAUCAUCUCCUCCAGCAACCGCCGCCUCAAGAUGGAACCCCAAAUGGACCACUUUACCUUCAAGGUCUUUACCGUCGACCUCCUCCAGAAGGCCUCGACCGCCAUCCUCACCGUCUCGAACCUGCCGCAGUCAUUGAAGAAGGUCGUCGCUCUGUCGAAGCCCAUGGGGGGCGCCCUCCUCAUCGGCGAGAACGAGCUGAUCCACAUCGAUCAGGCCGGCAAGGCGCACGGCGUCGCCGUCAAUCCGUACGCCGCCAAGAUGACCAAGUUCCCCCUGGCAGACCAGUCCGAGCUCAAACUGCGACUGGAGCACUGCGAGGUCGAGCUCAUGUCGCCUGACAACGGCGAGAUGCUGCUCGUGACGCGGCACGGCGAGAUGGCCGUCGUCACCUUCAAGAUGGAUGGCCGCAGCGUCUCCGGCGUCAGCGUCAAGGUCGUCGCCACGGAAAAUGGAGGCGACAUCCUUCCCUUCCGGGCCGCGUGUCUGACCAAGGUCAGCAAGAACAGUAUGUUCUACGGCACGAUCGGGGGUGACUCUCAAGUGAUCGGCUGGAGCAGGCAACAUGUGCAAACGGCACGGAAGAAGGCGCGUCUGUUGGAUGAGUCACUCGACUAUGACCUCGACGAAGAUGAACUGGACGACGACGACGACGACGACCUGUACGGCGAAGGCACGGUGGCCCCUCAACCUUCGGCUGCCGCUGGAUCGGCCAAGGGCGGAGACGUGGUAUUUCGCGUUCACGAUUCGCUGCUCAGCCUGUCCCCCAUCAUGGACAUGGCAUAUGGCAAGACGGCCUUCUUCCCCGGCAGCGAGGAGGCAAAGAACUCAGAAGGCGUACGGUCCGAGCUCGACCUCGUUUGUGCCGUCGGACGGCAUCGCGGGGGUUCCCUUGCUCUCAUCAACCAGCACAUUCAGCCCAGGGUCAUCGGACGCUUUGAGUUUCCGGAAGCUCGUGGCUUUUGGACGACGCGCGUGCAGAAGACGAUUGCCAAGUCACUCCAGGGGGAGAAGGGGGCCAAUCUGGCCGUCGGCAACGACUACGGAUCUGUGACGCAGUAUGAUAAAUUUAUGAUUGUGGCCAAGGUCGACUUGGACGGCUACGAAACGUCCGACGUCUAUGCACUCACGGGUGCAGGCUUUGAGGCUCUGUCUGGCACCGAGUUCGACCCCGCCGCUGGACUGACGAUCGAGGCCGGAACGAUGGGCAACGAUAUGAGGAUCAUUCAGGUGCUCCGUUCUGAAGUCCGUUGUUACGACGGAGAUCUUGGUCUCAGCCAGAUACUUCCCAUGCUGGACGAGGAGACGGGCGCCGAACCGCGCGUUAUUAGCGCUAGCAUCGUAGACCCAUACCUUUUGCUUCUGCGCGAGGACUCGAGCAUUCUUGUCGCCCAGAUCACGAAUCACAACGAGCUGGAGGAGCUUGACAAGGAGGACGAAACAAUCGUCUCCACCAAGUGCUCAGCGGGUGUCUCUACAAGGAUUCGCACGGCCUCUUUGCACCCGUGCAGACCGGACAAAGGGGGACGUCGACCCAGCGAGAGCGUCUUUCAAUGUUCUUUGCUCAACGCGACAGGCGAACUCCAUGUUUACGCACUGCCCGACCUCUCAAAGCCCAUAUAUGUCGCCGCCGGGCUUUCUUACAUCCCAUCCCUUCUUUCCGCAGACUACGCCGUCCGCCGAGGCACCAGUCCUGAGACUCUGACCGAGAUUCUGGUUGCUGACCUCGGAGACUCUACCAGUGCAUCCGCACACCUGAUUCUACGACAUGCCAAUGAUGACAUGACAAUAUACGAGCCGUUCCGGAUCGGCGGUCAAGAGGAAAGGAAAGGCUUGGCCACGUCUCUAUUCUUCAAAAAGGUGUCCAAUUCACACCUCGCCAAGAGCCCGGUCGAGGCUGCUGAGGAUGAGGCCGUCCAGGAGAACCGUGUGAUUCCUCUACGAGCUUGUGACAAUAUCGGUGGUUACAGCACCGUCUUUGUCCCGGGAGCAUCCCCAUCCUUCAUCCUCAAAUCUAGCAAGAGCACACCCAAGGUCAUCGGCCUUCAAGGCCUCGGCGUCAACGGCAUGAGCUCCUUCCACACGGAGGGCUGCGAGCGCGGAUUCAUCUACGCCGACUCCAAAGGCUGUGCUCGCGUUACGCAAUUUCCUGAUGCCGCCAACGUGGCCGAGCUUGGCGUGGAUGAUGACUACCACAAGGAGUGGGCCAAGGAGGAAUGUCCAAUGCCGCCUAUGAAGGAGCACGGCAGCAUCAAGCUGUACUCGCCAAUUACCUGGAACGUCAUUGACGAGUUUGAGCUGGAGCAGUACGAGGUCGCCAUGUGCAUGAAGACGUUGCUUCUCGAAGUGUCGGAAGAGACGAAGGAGCGGCGCAUGCUCUUCGCCGUGGGCACCGCCAUCCUCCGCGGAGAGGACCUGCCGGUCCGCGGCCGCAUUCUCGUCUUCGACGUCGUCCAUGUCAUCCCACAGCCAGACCGACCCGAGACGGACCGCAAGCUAAAGCUCAUCGCCAAGGAGGAGAUCCCGCGCGGCGCCGUCACCUCGCUCUGCGAGAAGUGCAUGGUCCGGGGUCUCAGGAGAUGGCACGCUGCUGCCGUGGCCCUUCCCGAUUUGAGCACCUACGUGGUCGCCGUACACGAGCUGCGCAAUACGGGCUACUGCCUCAUGGCAGACGCCAACAUGGGCGUGUGGUUCGUGGGAUACUCGGAGGAGCCCUACCGGAUGACGCUCUUUGGCAAGAGCGGCACGCAGCUCAAGUGCCUGACGGCUGACUUCCUCGUUGCCGGCAACGACCUGAGCAUCGUGGCGUCUGACGAGGACGGCGUGCUGCAUAUCCUGCAGUUCGAUCCUGAACACCCCCGAUCUCUCCAGGGCCACCUCCUUCUGAACCGUGCCUCCUUCUCGGUGGCCCCGAACCACGCGUGGGUCACCCUCGCCCUCCCUCGAACAACGACCCGUCCCUACCUACCUCAAUCGGAGCCGGCCACCAACGCCGCCGGGUCCCAGAACCGCACGCAGACGCUCCUCCUCGCCUCGGCCUCCGGCGCCAUCGCCUCUCUGAAUCCGAUCACCGAGCACGCCUACCGCCGCCUGACCUCGCUGACGACGUCCCUCGCCAACGCCCUACCGCACGCCGCCGGGAUGAACCCCAAGGCUCACAGGCUGCCGCCCCAAGACGGCGCCGCGCGCCCGCCGGCCGUCGACGUCUCAGCCGGCAGGACCAUCGUCGACGGCGCGUUGCUGGCGCGGUGGAACGAGCUCGGCGCGCGGCAGAGGGCUGAGGCCGCCGGCAAGGGCGGCUUCGCUUCGGCCGCCGACGUCAGGGGGGAACUCGAGGACGUGCUCGGCUGGAGGGGAGUGGACUAUUUCUAA
This is a messenger RNA of Verticillium alfalfae VaMs.102, 4050 nucleotides long. RefSeq names its product cft-1. The transcript is spliced from 8 exons. Lineage: Eukaryota; Fungi; Ascomycota; Sordariomycetes; Glomerellales; Plectosphaerellaceae. Gene Ontology annotation, cellular component: nucleus; mRNA cleavage and polyadenylation specificity factor complex. The record is from RefSeq and is a predicted model, not a curated record. Bases 1 to 4050 code for a protein of 1349 amino acids. Gene Ontology annotation, molecular function: protein binding; nucleic acid binding.